Mirounga angustirostris (Northern elephant seal) is the source of this 6724-nucleotide messenger RNA. It is a transcript of the gene CCAR1, whose product is annotated as cell division cycle and apoptosis regulator 1. The transcript is spliced from 25 exons. Gene Ontology annotation, biological process: regulation of DNA-templated transcription. Gene Ontology annotation, cellular component: nucleus. NCBI's taxonomy places the organism in Eukaryota, Metazoa, Chordata, Mammalia, Carnivora, Phocidae. The coding region runs from base 188 to 3640 and encodes 1150 amino acids. The record is from RefSeq and is a predicted model, not a curated record.
AGCCGGGACCCGAUUCAGGUGAAGGUCUGGUUCUCGCGGUUGGAGCAGCGGGCGGCGGAGCCGGGGUCCUAACGUCCUGUCGAAUCCGCGGAAGGGCCGGGAGCGACCGUUUCGGUAGCACGGCGUCCGUAGGCCGGCGACGAUCGCUGCUGUAGAAGACAAGUGAAGGUUUUUUGCCUCUUUCAUCAUGGCUCAGUUUGGAGGACAGAAGAAUCCGCCAUGGGCUACUCAGUUUACAGCCACUGCGGUAUCUCAGCCAGCUGCAUUGGGUGUUCAACAGCCAUCACUCCUUGGAGCAUCUCCUACCAUUUAUACCCAGCAAACUGCAUUAGCAGCAGCAGGCCUUACCACACAAACCCCAGCCAACUACCAGUUAACUCAGACUGCAGCCUUGCAGCAACAAGCUGCAGCUGCAGCAGCUGCAUUGCAACAGCAAUAUUCACAACCUCAGCAGGCCUUGUAUAGUGUGCAACAACAGUUACAGCAACCUCAGCAGACCCUUUUAACACAGCCAGCUGUUGCACUGCCUACAAGCCUUAGCCUGUCUACUCCUCAGCCUGCAGCACAGAUAACUGUAUCGUAUCCAACACCAAGGUCCAGUCAGCAACAAACCCAGCCUCAGAAACAGCGUGUUUUUACAGGAGUGGUUACAAAACUACAUGAUACAUUUGGAUUUGUGGAUGAAGAUGUAUUCUUUCAGCUUAGUGCUGUCAAAGGGAAAACCCCCCAAGUGGGUGACAGAGUAUUGGUUGAAGCUACAUAUAAUCCCAAUAUGCCUUUUAAAUGGAAUGCUCAAAGAAUUCAGACGCUACCAAAUCAGAAUCAAUCCCAAACUCAACCUUUACUGAAGACUCCUCCUGCUGUACUUCAGCCAAUUGCACCACAGACGACGUUUGGUGUUCAGGCUCAGCCCCAACCCCAGUCCCUCCUGCAGGCCCAGAUCUCAGCAGCUUCUAUUACACCAUUAUUGCAGACUCAGCCACAGCCUUUAUUACAGCAGCCACAGCAGAAAGCUGGUUUAUUGCAGCCUCCUGUUCGUAUAGUUUCACAGCCACAACCAGCACGAAGAUUAGAUCCACCAUCCAGAUUUUCAGGAAGGAAUGACAGAGGGGAUCAAGUGCCUAACAGAAAAGAUGACCGAAGUCGUGAAAGGGAGAGAGAACGACGUAGAUCCAGAGAAAGAUCUCCUCAGAGAAAACGUUCCCGGGAGAGAUCUCCUCGAAGAGAGAGAGAACGAUCACCUCGGAGAGUUCGACGUGUUGUUCCACGUUACACAGUUCAGUUUUCAAAAUUUUCCUUAGAUUGUCCUAGUUGUGACAUGAUGGAACUAAGGCGCCGUUAUCAGAAUUUAUAUAUACCUAGUGACUUUUUUGAUGCUCAGUUUACAUGGGUGGAUGCUUUCCCUUUGUCAAGACCAUUUCAGCUGGGAAAUUACUGCAAUUUCUAUGUAAUGCACAGAGAAGUAGAGUCCUUAGAAAAAAAUAUGGCUAUUCUUGAUCCACCAGAUGCUGACCAUUUAUACAGUGCAAAGGUAAUGCUGAUGGCUAGUCCUAGUAUGGAAGAUUUGUAUCAUAAGUCAUGUGCUCUUGCUGAAGACCCACAAGAACUUCGAGAUGGAUUUCAACAUCCUGCUAGACUUGUUAAGUUUUUAGUGGGCAUGAAAGGCAAGGAUGAAGCCAUGGCCAUUGGAGGUCACUGGUCUCCUUCGUUGGAUGGACCAGACCCAGAAAAAGACCCCUCUGUGUUGAUUAAGACUGCUAUUCGUUGUUGUAAGGCUCUGACAGGCAUUGAUCUAAGUGUAUGCACGCAAUGGUACCGUUUUGCAGAGAUUCGCUACCAUCGCCCUGAGGAGACCCACAAGGGGCGUACAGUUCCAGCUCAUGUGGAGACAGUGGUUUUAUUUUUCCCGGAUGUUUGGCAUUGCCUUCCCACCCGCUCAGAGUGGGAAACCCUCUCCCGAGGAUACAAGCAGCAGCUGGUCGAGAAGCUUCAGGGUGAACGCAAGGAGGCUGAUGGAGAACAGGAUGAAGAAGAGAAAGAUGAUGGUGAAGCUAAAGAAAUUUCUACUCCAACCCAUUGGUCUAAACUUGAUCCAAAGACAAUGAAGGUAAAUGAUCUCCGAAAAGAAUUGGAAAGUCGAGCUCUUAGUUCUAAAGGAUUAAAAUCCCAGUUAAUAGCCCGGUUGACAAAACAGCUUAAAGUAGAAGAGCAAAAAGAAGAACAAAAAGAAUUAGAGAAAUCAGAAAAAGAAGAGGAAGAGGAGGAUGAUAGGAAAUCUGAAGAUGAUAAAGAGGAAGAAGAAAGAAAACGUCAAGAGGAAAUGGAACGCCAGCGUCGGGAAAGAAGAUACAUUUUGCCUGAUGAACCAGCCAUCAUUGUACAUCCAAACUGGGCUGCAAAAAGUGGAAAGUUUGAUUGUAGCAUUAUGUCUUUGAGUGUACUUUUAGACUACAGAUUAGAGGAUAAUAAAGAACAUUCAUUUGAGGUUUCACUGUUUGCAGAACUUUUCAAUGAAAUGCUUCAAAGAGAUUUUGGUGUCAGAAUAUACAAAUCAUUACUAUCUCUUCCUGAGAAAGAGGACAAGAAAGAAAAGGAAAAGAAAAGCAAAAAAGAUGAGAGAAAAGAUAAAAAAGAAGACAGAGAUGAAGAAACUGAUGAGCCAAAACCCAAACGGAGAAAAUCAGGCGAUGAUAAGGAUAAAAAAGAAGAUAGAGAUGAAAGGAAGAAAGAAGAUAAAAGAAAAGAGGAUUCUAAAGAUGAUGAUGAAACUGAAGAAGAUAAUAAUCAAGAUGAAUAUGAUCCAAUGGAAGCAGAAGAAGCUGAGGAUGAAGAAGAUGAUCGGGAUGAGGAAGAAAUAAACAAACGAGAAGACAAAAGAGAUAUCAACAGGUACUGCAAGGAGAGGCCCUCUAAAGAUAAGGAAAAAGAAAAGACUCAGAUGAUCACAAUUAACAGGGAUCUGUUAAUGGCAUUUGUUUAUUUUGAUCAAAGCCACUGUGGUUAUCUUCUUGAAAAGGAUUUGGAAGAAAUACUUUAUACUCUUGGACUACAUCUUUCUCGGGCUCAGGUAAAGAAGCUUCUUAAUAAAGUAGUACUCCGUGAGUCUUGCUUUUACCGGAAAUUAACAGACACCUCAAAAGAUGAAGAAAACCAUGAAGAGUCUGAAGCACUGCAGGAAGAUAUGCUAGGGAACCGAUUGUUACUUCCAACACCAAUAGUAAAACAAGAAUCAAAGGAUGUGGAAGAAAAUGUUGGUCUUAUUGUGUACAAUGGUGCAAUGGUAGAUGUAGGAAGCCUCUUGCAAAAAUUGGAAAAGAGUGAAAAAGUAAGAGCUGAAGUAGAACAGAAGCUGCAGUUGCUAGAAGAAAAAACGGAUGAAGAUGAAAAAACCAUAUUAAAUUUGGAGAAUUCCAACAAAAGCCUCUCAGGUGAACUCAGAGAAGUUAAAAAGGACUUUAAUCAGUUACAAGAAAACUUAAAGAUUUCAGAAAACAUGAAUUUGCAGUUUGAAAACCAACUCAACAAGACAAUCAGAAACUUAUCUACAGUAAUGGAUGAAAUCCACACUGUACUGAAGAAGGAUAAUGUCAAGAAUGAAGAUAAAGAUCAGAAAUCCAAGGAGAAUGGUGCAGGUGUAUGAUAAAAUACAUGUAGUGAUGAGGAAUGGUGUUAAAUAAUGUAAUAUAUAAAAUCAUGAUACAAGAAUGUUUGAAAGUGAUGCAUGUUUGAUUUUAGUAGUAUAAAUAUCUGUUAGUUCAAAUGAUGUAUAAAGUUUUAUGAAUGUGAAGAGUCUGCUUUUGAAAAUUGCUUGUAAUUCCUGGCAUUCAAAUUAUUAAACACUCCUUGAGUGAAAUAAUUUUGCAUUGCAAAAUGUUUUAGGAUGAACUUUGUUAUAGUUUUAACCCCAAUAAAGUUCAUCAGUUUAAUUGAUAGUAGUAUUUAAUUACAAAAUGUCUUUUAUUAAAAUACUUAGAAAAGUACAGUUUUAUUUAUAGAAUUAUCAUUAUUAGGUUUUUAUAAAUUUUUUAGUCUUUUAAAAUUUCAGUAUAAAUCAUAAAAUAGCAUGUUGCUUAAUUUUUUGCAAGUUUUUUGAAUCAGACUUUUUUACUUGUCUUAAAAAAAAUCCCCUCUUAUCAGUCUCUAAACUAUUCAUUAAAAAUUCAAAUCAUCCAAAAGACAGUACAUCAAAAACUAAGAAAGUAAUAGACAAUUACCAUUGUUACUAUAUAUGUUAGAAUUUACAAAAAACGAAUAGUACUGAUGUUAAUGUUACUGCUUUCAAUUAAUUGUUCUACUUUCCCAAAAUAGCACCUAUAUUUUAAUUUUGAGGGUUUUUUUUUAAAUGCAGUAUAUGUCAAAUGUACAGUUUAGCACCAAGCCAGUAGAUGUCAGUAUGAUGUCUUAAGUUAAGCCUUCUUCAAUUAAAAAUAAUUUUUUUAUUAGUCUGUGUACUUCCUUCAGAAUUUUAGUGGGUUCAUAAGAGUUGAUUAAUUGUUGAAUGAAAAGGGUAGCAAAUGUGAUAUACUCUAAAGCAGUGUUCUCAACAGGGGGUGAACUUGCCCCAGAGGACAUUUAGCAAUGUCUGGAGACACUUCUGCUUGUCACAGCUGGGUGAGUGAAUGCUACUGGCAUCUAGUUGUUAGAGGCCAAGGAUGUUGCUACCAUCCUACGUUGGAUAGGACAGCCCCUCAACAAGAAGGAAUUACCCAGGGGUGUCUGGGUGGCUCAGUCGGUAAGUGUCUGCCUUCAGCUCCAGUCAUGAUCCCAGGUUCCUGGGAUAGAACCUUGUGUCAGGCUCCCUACUUAGCAGGGAGACUGCUUCUCCCUCUGCCCCUUCUCCCGCUUGUGCUGUCUCUCUCUCUCAGUAAAUAAAUAAAGUCUUAAAAAGAAUUAUCCACCCCAAAAUGUCAGUAGGGUUUAGGUUGAAAAACUCUGGUCCAAAGAAAUAUAGGAGGCAAGCAGUUAGUUGGUAGGGCAUGUGACCCUUGAUCUUGAGGUUUUAAGUUUGAGCUCCACAUUGGGUGUAGAGAUUACUUAAAAUCUUGGGAGGGGGAAGAAAUACACGAUUAGUGGCACCUUUUAAAAUUAUUUAUUUAUUUAAAGAUUUUAUUUGUGAGAGAGAGAGAAGCAGACUCCCUGCUGAGCAGGGAGCCCGACGUGGGGCUCAAUCCCAGGACCCAUGACCUGAGCCAAAGGCAGAUGCUUAACCAACUGAGCCACCCAGGCACCCUUAAUUUUUUUUUUUUUUUAAGAUUUUAUUUAUUAGAGACUGAGAUAGAGCGGGAGUCGGGAGGAGAGAGAGAAAGAAGCAGGCUGCUCCCUGAGCAGGGAGCCCGACUUGCGGCUUGAUCCCAGGAUCCUGGGAUCAUGACCAGAGCUGAAGGCAGACGCUUAACUUAACACUGAGCCACCCAGUUGCCGCAUGACAUGUCUUUUAAAUAACACUAGUGAAAACUGAAUCACAUCUUUAGCAGAUGAUUAGGGUUUUUUGUAUUUAAAUAACCCUUACUGGACUAUUUCUCUGUCAUAGAAAUACGUGUCAUAUUAGGGUUUAUUUUAUUACAUUUUGCGUUACUUUAUUUUGCUAGACUAAUGGGUAGGUGUUCCCAAAUAGAUUAAUAGGAGAAUAUAAGUGCUGUGUUACACAUGUCUUAAGCUAAAUUGAAUCCACAUGGCUCUUACUAAAAAAUAGAUUAAAAUACCUGAAGUUCUUUCAAACCAAUUUUUGUUUUAAAUUGCUCUUUCUGGUUUAUGGUUUGUUGAACUUCCCUGAAGAUAGAUUGCUGAUUGAUCCAUAAUUAUAAUUAUUGUAUAAAUGUUUCUCCAUCUUUAAGGUAAAAUGAAACAUUUCUGGAUAGUUGGAAAGUUUUUCUCAAGGGAAAAUUGUGGAGAUAAACUUUUAACUAAAAGUGAAGAGUAUAGUUCUUUAGUAGAGUAUGUUUGUAAAUGAGAAAGUAAUUGUAACACUUGUCAGACUUAGUUUUCCCAGAUUUUUUUUUCUUAAAGAUUUUAUUUACUUAUUUGACAGAGACACAGUGAGAGAGGGCACACAAGCAGGGGGAGUGGGAGAGGGAGAAGCAGGCUUCCUGCGGAGCAGGGAGCCCGAUGCGGGGCUCGAUCCCAGGACUCUGGGAUCAUGACCUGAGCCGAAGGCAGACGUUUAACUACUGAGCCACCCAGGAGCCCCUUUUUCCCAGAUAUUUAAAGCAGAGUAAUAUUGGGAGAAUGGAGAAAAAGUAUAAAUCUUUCAAUUUUAUUAUUUAGAGGUAAACUUUUUAUAAAAUAAUUUCAGUGGAAGGUGAGAUUAUUAAGGUAGGGGGAAAAAGGGGGCACAGGAGGCUCAGUCGGUUAAGCAUCUGCCUCUUGGUUUUGGCUCAAGUCAUGAUCAUGAGAUCGAGCCUUUCUUCAAGCUCCUUGCUCAGCAGGGAGUCCGCUUGAGCUUCUUUCUCUCCCUUUUCCUCUGCCCCACCCCCAACAGGCGCACACUCGAUCUUUGUCUCCCUCUAAAAUAAAUAAAUCUUUUUUUAAAAAGGAAGAAAAAGCGCGGUACAUAGAGAAAAGGUUGGUUUUAGAAAAAAAUGGAGGAAAGAUAAGCGACCUAUUUUUGCCUUUCUAAACAGCUUUGAAUAUUCAGGAGUAAACAUGUAGUCCUUGUACUGUAUUCUGACAUUGACCAAGUCAAAAAAAUUAAUAAUAGAAAUAAUAAAGUAGGACAAUGAUAACA